ACAAACACUUUGAAAUUUCACGGACCUUUCUCUGAAAUAAUACCCUGGGGCCCAGAGGUUAUUGCAUUCUCGCUCCGGCAUUUGCUGUGUUGACGAGUAGUGAGCUCGCUCGUUCAAUGUUCCGGGAAAAGCGAAUAGAACCUCUGGAGCCCAGGGUACUGGAAUAAUGUAUAUUCUGCACAAAAUCGACUCUAACUCUGAGCAACAGAGACCUCGAAACUGGACUAUUAUUGAGUUAUGUAGCGACGAAACAGCAAACACUGCAAAGUUCGGGCAAGCUGGCUUGGCGCGUGAUAGGUAACUGAUUCAGCAUACAGUACUCUUCUCAUCACACUGACACACUUACGAGCUUAACUUUUGCUGGAAAACGUGACAAAGUUGGGGAUCCAAACUGAAAUGCCAGGAAUGGAGGAUAACGUUGACUUGCGGAAAGAUCCCGAAAACGCUCUGGAUACUACGGAACAAGACUUCUCAAGACUAACUCAAGAAGACGAAAGAGUCAUUGGAACUCCAGAUGACGAUAAUAAAGAUCACGAGGAACAUUGUGAUUACUAUAGCUGUCCUGUUGAUAUAAGCAGAAAGAUUCCAUACAAGAGGAAAACAAGCACUGAACCUUACUCCUCUGUUCACCAAAAGAAAACAUCUCCGGUUCAAAUAGAUGCAACUGCGCAUGCGCGCAAAGACGAUAAUUCUCUUUGUGCUACAGAAGCAAGGUCGUUACCCUCUCCUUUGCCUUCGCAUUUCGUAAAUGAAGAAAAUUCUUUUAAACAGGAACCGAUAAGAAAAAACAUCACCUUCCUGUCCGCCUCGAACCGCAAUCUUGAAGAAUGCGGAAAUAUUAAAUACACGAGCUUGGAAAGUGAAAUUCGAAAACGAUCCAAGACAGAACAGGAGUCCAAGAAAGUGAACGGUUUGGGACUUACAACACUUAAUCAUCGCGAAAAUGUUUCGAAUUCUGAAAAGAGAAAACCUUUCAAAAAUAAAGACGAGAAGCGGUUGUCUGCUUUAGGCAUCCACGAGGAAGUGUUUGAAUGUUGUUUGGGAGAUUGGAUUGUCACAGAUUUGGAUUUGAAGGUUUACGAGAUGAAACAAGCUCAAGAUGUUACGUACUUGAGAGAAAAACGCAAGCAAAAGACGUUUUCUCUUCGCUUGUGCAGAUGUUGGAUUUCGUAGUUUUAGUCAAGAAGUCAAGAAGUGGUCCACAGAAUAGAAACCCGAUUUAUUGAUCAGAGACCUGUUGUGGAAAUGCUCGAUAGAGUGUCCGGCCGUAGUGACUCCAUUUCGAUAUGACACAAAUAUGUAGUUUACUGUAUAUGCUAUUAUAAAAUAACUGUUACAAAUCUC
This is a messenger RNA of Actinia tenebrosa (Australian red waratah sea anemone), 1344 nucleotides long. RefSeq lists its product as uncharacterized. The record is from RefSeq and is a predicted model, not a curated record. Lineage: Eukaryota; Metazoa; Cnidaria; Anthozoa; Actiniaria; Actiniidae.